Molecule: messenger RNA, 8135 nt
Organism: Meriones unguiculatus (Mongolian gerbil)
Lineage: Eukaryota; Metazoa; Chordata; Mammalia; Rodentia; Muridae
Gene: Ttc29
Product: tetratricopeptide repeat domain 29
Exons: 12
Coding region: 163-1578 (471 amino acids)
Molecular function (GO): protein binding
Source: RefSeq, a predicted model, not a curated record
CCCCUGUGUUUCCCUGGAGACGCUUUCCGCUUCCCCUUCUGCUCCUAGCCAGGCCAACUUCCCUGGAAAGAGAAGCCCGCCGGCGCCCAGCACCCGCCGCCUGAAGCACCUAAGACAGGGGACACAGCGCCACAGUCCCAGAACCGGUUUUCUGAGUCUCCAAUGACCACCCUUCCCCCACUUCCUGUGACUCGCACAACGCUUGCAGCCUUAGCCAAGAAGAAGCUGCCAUGCUCUAAAGGAAAAAUCCCAAGGGCUCAGCUGCUCAAAGAAAAAGAUGACAUAGAUAAUUACGUGGAGCAGAAUUUCAAAGGCCUGUCGAAGGAGGAGGUCGCCGCGCACCGGAACUCGUACAAGAUGAGCAUCUGUGUGGACAUGCUGCGCGACGGCUACCACAAGUCCUUCACAGAGCUCUUCGCGCUGAUGGAGCAGUGGGAAUUUCGGCGGAAAACUGCGGAGGCGCAGGCCAUCUUCUGGUUGCAGAGGCCGCUGGAGCAGCAGAGGGACAAGUUGGACAAUUUCUACCACUUCCUGACUAGGGCGGAGGCCGCGGAGAGGAAAGAAUACUAUGAUGAUGUGUAUGACAAUUUGUACGCUCUGGCCUGUUACUUCGACAAUGCUGAGGACAAAUGGGUGAGGAAUCACUUCUAUGAACGCUGUUUUAAUAUUGCUCAGCUCAUCAAAUUCGAUGGUGGGAAGAAGGAAGCAGAGGCACAGGCACAUAUGGGCCUACUUUUUGAAGAAGAAGGUGAGCUUCUGAAAGCUGCCCACCAUUAUGAGGCAUUCCACGAACUGACGCAGGGGCGGCUAUGGAAGGAUGAGACGGGUCAGCUUCUCAACUUGCUGGCCUGUGAAAAUCUCGUGAGGACCUACAGACUGCUCGCCGACAAAAUGCUGGAAAACAAAGAAUACAAACAGGCCAUCAAAAUUCUAAUAAAAGCUUCUGAAAUAGCCAAAGAAGGAAAUAACACAGCCGUGGAAGGAGAAGCCUCUUAUUACCUGGGGCUAGCCCACCUGGCAGCUGGAGAAUAUGAAACUGCACUAACGGUGCUCCAUAGGUACUGUGACAUCGCUGCAGACACGGACGAUGAGCUCAGCCUGGGGAGAGCCUACGAGGCGAUUGCCAAGGUCCUGCAGUGCCAAGGAGAGAUGGGAGAAGCCAUUAAUUACUUGGAGAAGGUUGUGAACAUUGCAAGGAAAAACCUCCAGAGCCUCGACGUGAUACGCGCAAGCACGAUGCUUGGAGACAUCUACAACGAAAAGGGCCAGUACAGCCAGGCUUCCGAGCUCUUCCAGCAAGCUUUCAGCACCGCGAUGGAGCUCAUGAAAAGAGGGCUGAUGGAUGAAACCAAAGUUCACUAUGGGAUAGCCAGAGCCCACCAGAUGAUGCUCACCAUGAUGGGUUAUAUCGAAUCUGCCGACGUGAAGAGCCUCAACUGCCUGCUGUCCUGGAAGGAGACUAGAACUCACGUGCAAUAUGACCCGAUUCUGGGACAGUCUAGAAGAUCCACGGAGCAUGACAUCUAUCAGUACCCAGAUGCCCUGGAAGAGCAGAAAGGAUCUCCAGAUAAUCGAUAAAAUGAAACAAGUGGCUUGACAUUAAAGCAAGAAGAAAUUUAGCAUAUAACCUUAGGCUUCCUUAGAUAGGAGCACGUAACAAGUGAUGUAGACUUACAGAAAAAGAUUGUGAUUAUUUCUAUUGAACUUUGUGCUGCAGUGACUAUGGCAAGUUUAUGAAGAUGAAGAACAUCUCAGAUGAUUAGAAAGAUCAACAGUUACUUAUGAAAUAAACUGUCUCCUCCUACCCACUGCUUCACAAGAAGCUGUGGCAGCCAAGAGUUUUAAUUUUAAUUGUUUCUGAUUGCCAAAUACUUAAAGUUAAAGAAACCUUUUUGUGCUGAAUAAAUACAUGAUAGUCUUUGCUAAAACUCCAGGGAAAGCUCCCAGCACACACGAAGGGCCACAAGAAGUCUGUGUGCUUGUAUUGCUGAGUGUUGCUCAGCGUACUUUGUGUAGAAUCUUAAACUUACGGCUAACAGGACACAGCCUCACAUGUCCAUGCACAUCUGAGACAGGUGGAGUAAUGCUUCAGUCUCAGGAACCUUGGCUGGUGUGCUUACAACGAAAGGAUGGAGUUGAAACGGUUCCCUCUAAAACUCUUUCAGUCCCCGGGUGAAUCCAUAACAGUAGUACAUGACUAAGAUAAAGACUAAUUCCCUUUCAGCGCCGUCAGGCACGCUCUGGUUCUGCUUCCUUCACUGAUUUGCAGUGGCGGAGCCACAAUCCUGGAACAAUGCAGUGGCCAGACGGUGUUCAGGCGAGCGGGGGUGCUGCUCUCGGCACAGGACAGGGACCGGCUCAGCAAUGCCGCGACGAAGAUGAUUCGGUGCCCACACUAAAACGCUUACGUAAGGCGUUCCCCCCCACACACAAUCAGAACGUAGCUCCCUCUUUUUAAGCCUGCCUAGGCUUCAGGCAGAUUGGAGCUAGAGGGUACUGAGAUGCGACCUUGCUUCUCCCCUGCUAGGGAGGGAAGAAGUGUUGAGGACAUGGUUAAUAAUCGCCAACAGAGCGCCUCCUGAGAGAGCGGGUCUUUUAUUUCCAGAAAUGUGCUACUUGCUCCUACGAAAAUGGGUCGCUGACCAGGAACUGACAGACAGACUGGUAAACCAGGAAAAAAAAACUAAAUUGAUAUUAAAAUUUUAACAUGUGAGGAAGAAGGCACUCUGAAUGAUGGGAACUGAGUGUGCUGGCUCCCACCUUUAAGCCCAGCACUCAGGAAGGAGAAGAAGAAUCUUGACUCUACGUCGUAGAGUUCAGCUAGGGCUACGUAGUAAGACCUUGUCUAAAGGGGGGAAAACAUGGCCUACCUGGUCACGGAAGUGCGGAGUCCCCUGGCUAUCUGCAUAAGAAAUAUAGAAUGACAGCUAAGGCCUAUGUUUAUCUACAUGAGAACUAUAGAACAGCUGAACGGAGAAACCCCCCCCUUCUAGUCACAGAUUGAGAAACAUCUUUUUUUACAUUUUUUACUCAUUCUCUCAUAUUCCAACUGAAGUUUCCCCUUCCCCCUCUCCUCCCAGUCUGCUCCAAACCCUAUCCAUUCCUCCUCUCUCCUCCUCCUUUUCCCUUCAGAAAAAAAGCAGGCCCUUCAGGGAAAGGCACGACCACUUGCAAUAAGACUGGCCCCACCUUUCAUAUUAAUGCUGGAUGAGGCACCCCAGUGGGAGGAAAGGGUCCCCAGAAGAGUCAGCGACAGCCCCCGUUUCCACUGUUAGGAGUCCCACAAGACCAAGCUUGCACCACUGUAACAGAUACACAGAGGACCAGAUGUCAGACACGUCCGGGCUCCUGAUUGAUUAUUGGUGCAGUUUUUGUGAGCCCCUGUGAGCCCAGGCAAGAAACAUCUUUCUAAAACAAAUAAAAAAUAAAAUAGAAAAGCCAAGGCCAGGCAUCGGAUUAACAACGACAACAAACAUGAGUGCAUUAGGAAAGUUUAUUAAGUAGAGCUGUUUUCCCAGAACUCAGGAAGCACAGGGAAGAAGAUGGCUACAAGUUCAAGGCCAAUCCGCUCUAUACAGGCCAGCCUGGGCUCCAUGGUGUGAGACCUUGUUUCAAAAUGUUUAUGUUUCAAAAGACAUAAACAUCAUAAAUAAUUUUAGUAAAAUAAAAUUAACCUCCAACAGCAGAGUGAGAGACCAGGUUAUCACAGCAAAAAGAGAAUGUGUAUAAAAACACAAAUACUUUAGAAUAUUGUAAUUUAAUAAAGAGAAAGAACAAAUGACAAACAAGAAAUAAAAUCUAAUGGAAAAGGGUAACCCAUAGAGAUGAUUCGGUGAAGAAAAAUAGAAGUGCUAAAACACACAGAAAUCCGUAGCCAAGCCAGCCAUCUGUGUGUGGCUGGCGAGAAUGGGACAGGACCAUCAGGGGAGGACAAUAUGGCAGGUCCUUGACAGGGUGUGUGUGUGUGUGUGUGUGUGUGUGUGUGUGUGAUUGUCAUAGGAUACAAAAAUUCCACAUCCAUGCAUUCAAAAGGAUUAAAAAUAAAGGAAAGAGAAAGAAAAAAAGAAAGGGGAGAAAAGAGAAAAUGGAGGGUGAGCAAAAGGGAAAGGAGAGGGAAAAGAGAGAAGGAGAAAGAGUGGGAAAGAAAGGAAAAGAGAAGAAUGAAAAGAACAACAAUGCAAAAAGGAUAAAAUGAAAAAGUCAAGACACACAGUGAUAAAAAUCAUCUGCAGCACCCACAGGGUAAAUGACUAGAAUUGUAAAUAUAUGAAGAAACUGUAUAACCAAUAAUAAGGAAAAAAAUGGAAUCUAACAAAUAAGGGAAAACUUGUGGCAUUUCAGCACAGAAAAUACCCCUACGGCAAAUAAGCCUAAGAAAAUCUCUGCAGCAUCUCUGUUAGUCACUGAGAAAAUGCCCAGUCAGACAAUGAUGGGACAUCACUGCAGAUGGCUAAAAUUAAACAGUUAACGGUACCAAGUGCUGACAAGGACGCGUGGCAAACGGGACUGCUCAGGGAGCAGCGGGUCUGAGAGCAGAAUGGCACCACUUUGUUUGUGAAUUCAUCAGUGGUUCUUCACAACCUAAGCUUAUGUCAGUGGCUCAGCAAGCCUCACUCAAGAUAUUUCCAUAGAAGGAUUGAAAACGUACCUCUACAUUUGUAACAUUUUAUCCAUGAUAACUAAAACAUGGAACUAACCCAACUGUCCAUGACAGUGAAUGGGCAAUCAAAUUGGUGCACAUUCAUAAAAUGAAAUAAAACUAAAACAACAAUAAAAUGAAAGAACCCACUAGUGAACAAAAUGACAAAAUGAAUAUGUAAAAGAAAGCAACCGUGCUUUUAUUUCUAAGCCUUCUAGAAGAGAUAAACAUGUAACAUAAAUCUGUGAGACCUGUGGCUACCAGAGUAUGGGUGAGGAUGGGAUUGGCUGGUGGUGGUCCAAGCUGGACGUUUGUCAAGUCUAAUUGAAUUGUACACAGAUCGAGAGAGAUGUCUUUUACUGUGCAAAGUAUAAUAAAGUCAAUAAACAACCUGACUCUAAAAACAAAAAUGAGUGUGUGACUGCAGGAUAGGUUCAACUCAGUCACAUUGAUACCAAAUAUAGUUUUGGUGUUUGUGAUUACUUAUAAAUGUUUACAUAUAUUAAGAAAAAAAAAGAUUCUCUGGGCCAGCAAGAGGGGUCCGUACUCUAAAAGCAUUUGCUGUACAAAGCAAAGGACCUGAGUUUGAUCCCUGGAUCCCAGGGUGGGAGGAGAGAACCUACAGCCAAAUGUUGUCCUCUGGCCUUCACACACAUGGGCUGUGGCAUGUGCAUACCUGUAAUUGGCAUGCACACACGGAGAUGAUGAUGAUAAAUAAUUAAAUGGAAACUUUUAAAUGCUUUUUCUUGAUUUUUAAGACGGGAUCUUGCCAUGUACUCUGGCUUGGCUGGGACCUAUUAUGUGAACCAGGAUGGCUUUAGACUCUCUGAGAUUCUUCUGCAUCUGCCUCCUGAGUGCUGAGACUAAGGCAUGUGCCACCAUGAUUAGCCUAAAAAGAGAUUUUUAUUUUUUUUUAAAGAUUUAUUUAUUUAUUAUGUAUACAGUGUCCUGCCUACAUGUAUGCCUGCACACCAGAAGAGGGCACCAGGUCUCAUUAUAGAUGGCUUCUGGGAAUUGAACUCAGGACCUUUGGAAGAGCAGUCAGUGCUCUUAACCUCUGAGCCAUCUCUCCAGCCCUCUAAAAAGAGAUUUUUUUAAUGACCCAACUCCAAUUAUGAACUCUGCUUAUCUCUGGACAUUUAUUUUCAUGAUAUAAUAGUAUUUUUAAUUAUUUUUUGGAUGCAUGCCUCUUGUGCAUAUAUUUUUUAAAUAAUACAAAAAUAAUAAAGAAAAGGGAUUUUACUUUGUUGUAAAGUUUGUUGUUUUUUUUUUUAACUAAUCAACAUUGCAAAUACCUCACUCCAUUUUCCUGAUUUAAAAAGCAAAAUGAAGGCUAGCAGAAUGGCUCAGCUGGCCAUGCAACUUGAAUUCAGUUUCCGGAACAUAAACAGGCCUGGUGUUGCGUGCUUGUAUUCCCAGCACUGGAGAGGCUGAGACACAAGAUCGCUGGGGCCAGCAGGUCUAGCCUAAUUAGUGAGCCCCAGGCCAAUGAGAGACCCUGCCUCAAAGAAGGUGGAUGGCAUGGGUCAGAAAGUCACCCAAGAGCACCACAGGCUAAGGUUAAACAUUUAUUAUAUGGGCUUUUGGGGAACACUUCAAAUCCAAACCAAGGCAGGACAUAUCAAACUGAAAAGGAUGGAUUUGAUUUCAGGAUUUCAGGGAUGAAAUGCUUGCCAGACAUGAUCUGUCUCCAGCUCCUGGAAAAAGAAAAGAAAAAAAAAAAUUUCCUUGGAUCUAGAGUUGAGGCUCAGUGGUAGAGAGUCAUGGUAAGUGCUCAGCCCUGAGUUCAAACCACAACUCUGAAACUAAGAUUUUCUAAAAGAAAGAAAAAGAGAAUAAGAGAGAGAGAAAGAAAAAAAGAAAGAAAGAGAAGAAAGAAGGUCAAAAUAUGAAGAUACAGCACAGCAACAUUUCCUAGAAAGCCAAAAAUGAGAAAGCAAAUAUGUAAAAUAUAUAUCAUAAAGGAGAUGUACUAGAUUACUGUGAAUGACGCUGGCUGGGUGGUCCAGCAACAGCUGUCUGCGUGCAGUGAGACAGAGAACCCGCAGCACUUGGUCCACCAGGCAGGCCCCCUCAGCAGUCCCAGCCUGGGGCUAAAGGCCCAGAUGACUCUUGGAGAGUCACUGGUCUCCCAUGAAGGACGGAUGAAGACACUGUGCUCCAAGCAGCAGUGCGCACCACAGAGAAGAUACGCUCACCAGCGAGGCGUGAAGGAGGGCAGGCGAAACAGCACUGCUCUUCCCUCAGCUCUGUCAGCACCGUCUGGGCAGAAGGCACUGCCCGCUCAGGAGAGGCUCUUCCCACUCAGUUCAUCCUUCUAGGAAACGGGGCCAACAGGAAGACACAGUGAAGCCCUCUCUCAAAAAUAAAUUUUUGACAAUUUACUAAUUUAAAAUUACUUUUUCUCAGGGGCUAGAAAGGUGGCUCAGUGGUUAAGAGCACUGGCUGCUCUUCCAAAAGACUCGGGUUCAUUUCCCAGCACCCACAUGGCAGCUCACAACUGUCUGUAACUCCAGUUCCAGGGGAUCCAGCACACAUGUAGGCAAAACACCAAUACACAUAAAAGUAAGUAAACCAUUAAAAAAAAAGUCCCUCCAGUCAUCUUUUUGGUUUGGUUUGGUUUGGUUUGGUUUGGUUUGGUUUGGUUUGGUUUGGUUUGGUUGUUGUUUUUUAGGCACAUGUUUUGCACCUAACAUCUCAAGGCAAAGAGCUCCAAACAGCAAAAAAAAAAAAAAUGUAUAAUAAAAAAUUUGGGGAAAGAAAAUCAUUGUUUUUAUUUGUUGAUUUAUUUGUCUUUCACACAAAAUUUUACUAUAUAGCCCAAGGUUGCCUUGAACUCAAUUUAUAUUUCAGGUUGGCCUCAAACCUGAGAUUCUCCUGCCUCCAUCUCUGAAAUGUAGCAAGACUGAUUUUAAUACAUAACAAAUUCAGAUUUUUCCUCUAGUCUCUAUUCAUAAGACAUUCUUUUUCAUAAAUUUGUCUUGAUAAUUUUUUUCAUUUUUGGUUGAAUUUCUUUCAUGUUAGCCUCAAUGUCAAAGUAUCUUUGUUGUGAUUAAAUUACAAUUAAAAAAAUGACAAUUGCGUGUUUUAUGAGAGACAAUAUAUAAAAUAAGUUAUCCAGGUUUGCAUUAAGAUUUGUCCAACUGCACCACAAGAAGACUUACAGAGUCAACCAACCUGGACCAUGGGGGUUCACAGAGACUGAACCACCAAACAAACAGCAUGCACGGGCUGGACCUAGGCCCCCUACACAUAUGUAGCAGAUGUGCAGCUUGGUCAACAUGCGGGUCCCCUAACAAUUGGAAUAGGGGCUGUCUCUGACUCUGUUGCUGCCUCUGGAUCAUUUUCCUCUAGCUGGGCUGCCUUGUCAGGCCCCAGUGGGAAAGGAUAUGUUUAGCCCUACUCUAGUUGAUGUGUCAGGGUGGGUUGGUACCCAGGGGGUGACCUCCCCUUCUCUGAGAAGAAGGGAAGGAGAGGAAAGGAGAGAGGUCAUAAG